AUGGAGCCAGAGCAGAUGCUGGAGGGACAGACGCAGGUUGCAGAAAAUCCCCACUCUGAAUAUGGUCUCACAGACAACGUCGAGAGGAUAGUAGAAAAUGAGAAAAUUAAUGCAGAAAAGUCAUCAAAACAGAAAGUGGAUCUCCAGUCUUUGCCAACUCGUGCCUAUCUGGAUCAGACAGUUGUGCCUAUCUUAUUACAAGGACUUGCUGUACUUGCAAAGGAAAGACCACCAAAUCCCAUUGAAUUUCUAGCAUCAUAUCUUUUAAAAAACAAGGCACAGUUUGAAGAUCGAAACUGA
Messenger RNA from Rangifer tarandus platyrhynchus (Svalbard reindeer), 300 nucleotides. The record is from the annotation of a GenBank genome assembly. NCBI's taxonomy places the organism in Eukaryota, Metazoa, Chordata, Mammalia, Artiodactyla, Cervidae.